AUGUACGUUGCAACAAAUACUCCAAAGAAUGAAAAUGAGACCAAUCGCCUUGACGUCGCGUUCACUCGUGUUGAAAAUCUUGAGGAGAUGACGCGUAAGGAAAACAUAGCACAUAAUGGUCAAGUGGUGUCCAUGACGGAAUUCUUUUCGUAUGCCGAUGGUAUUGACAAGGUACUUAUGCUAUUGGGCACCAUUGGCGCCUUAGCUACAGGUGUUUCCCAACCUAUUCAGAUCGUGCUCUUUGGUGAUGCACUGAAUACAUUUAACCCCGAGAGCUCAGAGACUGCAGAAGUUGAGAAUAAUAUUGAAAGCGUUGCACUAAAUUUUGUCUGGGUCGGACUUGCCGUUUUUGUAGCUGGUAGCUUUCAAGUUGCAUGCUGGACGAUCACCGCUUCACGUCAAGCGAAACGGAUUCGAAGCGAGUAUGUGAAUGCUAUUAUGACGAAAGAAAUUGGUUGGUUUGAUGUGAACGAACCAAUGCAAUUGGGAUCUCGUGUUGCCGAAGCGACCGUAACUAUUCAAGAGGGAAUGGGACGCAAAGUUGGCGAUGGACUCAAUUUUUUCUCCAUGGCAGUGUCAGGAAUAGUCAUCGGACUCGUGAAAGGCUGGGAGCUGGCUCUGAUCUUGCUCGCUUUUACACCAUUUAUUGCCUUUACUGCGUUCUUGUCCAUGAAGGUUCUAUCAACUGCUACUCAGGCAGGUCUGGAGUCGUACGGGAAAGCUGGUGCUGUGGCGCAGGAAGCACUGAGUAAUGUGCGCACAGUGCACAUGUUUAACUCGAUUAACCAUUUUAUUGCCAAGUAUGAAGAUGCAUUGGGACUGUCGACAAAAGCUGGAAUCAAAAAGGGAUUUGCUGUUGGCUGGGGCACAGGCCUUAUGUUUGGCACGGUGUUCUGCACGUACGCAGGUGGAAUGUACUUUGGCGCACUAAUGGUGGCAAAUGACAAUCUGGACGGCAACAAAUGCACUGGAAACGGCUGCUAUGAUGGUGGUCGAGUGCUCACGGUCUUCUUUGCAGUUAUCAUGGGCGCCAUGGCUCUUGGACAAGCUGCUCCAAGUGCCGAGGCGAUCACUUCGGCGCGUGCUGCGGCGUUGCCAGUGUUUCAAACUAUCAAUCGUCCGUCACGCAUCAACCCGAUUAGUGACGAGGGCAAAAAGCUCGACAAGGUGAUGGGUCGCAUUGAGAUUGAAAAGGUCUCGUUUGCAUACCCGUCGCGACCAGAAGUACAAGUAUGUAGCAACUAUUGCUUGACAAUUGAACCUGGAGAGACGGUGGCUCUUGUUGGUCCUAGUGGGAGUGGCAAAAGUACAAUAGUAUCGCUUCUCGAGCGCUUUUACGAUCCGCUAAGCGGUACAGUAAAAAUUGACGGAGUGGAUGUGCGUACGUUGAACACAAGAUGGUUGCGCUCUCAGGUCGGACUGGUAGGCCAAGAGCCAUCGCUCUUUGCAACUUCAAUCAUGGAAAACAUUCGCUACGGCUGUCCUUCAGCUACAGACGAGCAAGUUAUUGAGGCGGCAAAGAUGGCUAAUGCAUACGACUUUAUUAAAGAGUUUCCCCAGGGAUUCCAGACUGAAGUUGGCGAGCGCGGUGCUCAACUCUCAGGUGGACAGAAGCAACGAAUUGCUAUUGCUCGUGCUAUCAUUAAGAAUCCGCCAAUUUUGUUGUUGGACGAAGCUACUAGUGCUCUCGACACGGAAAGUGAGCGCAUUGUGCAAGCGUCACUAGACGAACUGGUGGCUAACUCAACCCGAACUACGAUCAUUGUUGCUCACCGACUGUCUACUAUACGCAACGCCAGCCGUAUUGCAGUGCAUAGCGGCGGUUCAAUCGUGGAAAUUGGCUCGCAUGAAGAAUUGAUGAAGCUGAAAAAUGGGCACUAUCGUCUCUUAGUUGACACUCAAAACCGCGUUGCGACUGAGAAGAAAGAGGGAAGCGGUGCUGAAGUGAUGAGUACUGAAGGCAAUGAAAGUGCUGACGACCCGCACCUUCGUUCUGGUCUGCCUUCGCAACGAUCGAUUAGUCAACACAGCAAAUCUGAGAAUGAAGAUGCUGUUGCAGGGAGUGACAAAGAAGUAGGAGACGUCGAUCUCCCUCCUGUCUCGAUGGGUCGAGUCUGGAAGAUGUCGUUACCGGAGUGGAAAUUCAUGUUUGUCGGUUCAAUUGGCGCCAUUGUAAAUGCUGCAGUAUUUCCGGUGUGGGGCGUUCUAUUGGCAAAGAUUACGGCGCUUUUCUUUCGCCUUGACUACACAAAGAGUGAGAUGUUGGAUGAGGCGCGGUGGUGGGCACUUGGCUUUGUUGGCUUGGGAAUCAUUUUUACUAUUUCGAUCACCUUGCAACAUUACGGAUUUGCGGUAGUCUCACAGAACCUCGUGACGCGCGUUCGAUUGGCAACUUUCAGCGCGAUGCUGCACCAGGAAAUUGGUUGGUUUGACUUGGACGAGAACUCGUCUGGUGCUUUAAUAUCUCGUUUGGCAACAGACUCUGCGGUUUUGCAGACUAUGACUUCCGAUACGCUUAACAGAGGAUUGGUGAAUGUCACCACGCUCACCAUAGCCUUUGCAAUCGCGUUCUUCUACAGCUGGCAAAUGACUCUCAUUCUGCUAGCGAUUUUUCCAGUGUUGGUCGCAUCCUCGUUUAUUCAGGCCCAGGCAAUGGCAGGUACAUCCGGCAACAAGAAGAACAACGAUGCAGACACGGCGGCAGGCUCCCUGCUCUCCGAAGCGAUCAGCUCAAUCCGAACUGUAGCUUCAUUUAGCAUGGAAGUUGCGGUAAACACGUUGUAUGCGGGCUAUUUGAACGUCUCGAAGCAAGCUGACAUCAAGAUUGGCAUCGUCGGAGGCAUGGCGUUCGGUUUAUCACAGGGAUCAAUGUUCCUGGUCAUGGCUUUGCUCUUCUAUGUUAGUGGACGCUGGAUCUCGCGCGGCAUUGUCACGUUUGAGGAUUUUUUUAUGGUUUUGAUGGUGAUCAUGCUUAGCACAUUUGCCAUAGGUAUGGCAGCUCAAGGCGCAACGGAUGGAGCCAAGGCCAAGCGUUCGGCCCAGCGUGUGUUCAAAGUUAUUGACCGGAAGCCAACUAUUGAUGCCACAUCUGGCACUGGACGCUCGUUGGAUCAUGUGGACGGUGAUAUUGAAUUCCGCAACCUCGAGUUUGCAUACCCUGCACGUCCUGAUGCCAAAAUCUACACGAACUAUAGUCUGAAAAUUGCUCGCGGCCAGACUGUCGCCCUUGUGGGUGCUAGUGGAAGCGGCAAGAGUACGGCGAUUUCACUGUUAGAGCGAUUCUACGAUCCAUCUGCUGGUGUAGUGACACUAGACGGCACCGAUCUCAAGGAACUGAAUCUUCAAUGGCUGCGUGAGCAUGUAUCUCUCGUGAGCCAGGAGCCAGUGCUGUUUGCGGGAACGAUUGCGGAGAACAUUGAGCUUGGAAAGCCUGGUUCGAGUCGGGAGGAGAUCAUGGACGCAGCAAGGAAGGCGAACGCGUUUGACUUUAUCAGCAAUUUUCCAAACGGCUUUGACACGGAUGUUGGUGACCGAGGAGCACAAGUGUCUGGCGGUCAGAAGCAACGUAUUGCAAUUGCCCGUGCGAUUCUGCGUGAUCCAGCCGUUUUGUUGCUGGACGAAGCUACCAGUGCUCUCGACAAUGAGAGCGAGCGUGUGGUGCAGGCGUCUUUGGAUCGAUUGCUAUCGCUCAAGCAGCGCACGACAAUCAUUGUAGCACACCGUCUCUCGACCAUUCGUAAUGCGAAUCUCAUUGCUGUGACGCACGAUGGUACGAUUGUAGAACAAGGUACACACGACCAACUUAUGCAAUUGCCUAAUGGUAUCUAUAAGGGACUUGUAGCACGUCAAGCGACUAAAUAG
Peronospora belbahrii is the source of this 3861-nucleotide messenger RNA. The record is from the annotation of a GenBank genome assembly. NCBI's taxonomy places the organism in Eukaryota, Oomycota, Peronosporomycetes, Peronosporales, Peronosporaceae.